Molecule: messenger RNA, 1131 nt
Organism: Dendroctonus ponderosae (mountain pine beetle)
Lineage: Eukaryota; Metazoa; Arthropoda; Insecta; Coleoptera; Curculionidae
Product: endoglucanase
Exons: 5
Coding region: 364-1086 (240 amino acids)
Biological process (GO): carbohydrate metabolic process
Molecular function (GO): cellulase activity
Source: RefSeq, a predicted model, not a curated record
GUGAACCUGAAGGGAAUAGAAGUCAAGGUCUAAGUGUUGGUCGCAUCCACCAUUUCCUCUAGAACACCCUAGUUUUUGUUAAUAUAAUUCAGUAGGAAAAUUGACGGUAGCAUUUUGCGUCCUUUUACUACUUAGUUCAGGAUAAAUUACAUCUGGGUUAAGACAAUGUUGUUGUGCCUUAAACCGCAAGUGGCCACUUACGUAAAGUGCCUUUAUCGUUAUCGAUUGGCCGUUAUUAAUAAGAAUGCCAACAAAUUUCGAUUAUUUUCCAAGUGUUUUAUAUAAGUUGGAUAACAAACGACGUGCUAUAUAAAGGGGCGAGCCAAAGUAGACGCAUUUUCGCGGGUUGAAUUCCGCAUCAACAUGAAGUUUUUCGUAGCUUUGCUCGCUUUGGCUACUAGCGUUGCUGGACAAUCAUCGCCGGAAAUUAUCCCAAUUCCUGACGGAUUAUCGGGAGAUGGCGUGACGACGCGCUACUGGGAUUGCUGUAAACCUUCUUGCGGCUGGUCUUAUGAGACUCAUGAAACUGUGGCAGUGGAAACGUGCGCCAUUGAUGGGGUCACUCCUGUCGACGAUAAUCAGCAGUCGGGAUGUGACGACGAUGGUACAGGAACGGCUUUCACAUGCAGUAACAACCAGCCAUGGGUAGUGAAUUCCACAUUGUCCUACGGAUUCGUCGCUGCCUCCUUCACAGGCGGCGUGGAUGUGUCGCACUGUUGUCACUGCGUGUUGCUGAACUUCCAAGGCGACCUGGCAGGCAAGUCCCUGCUGGCUCUCAUCACCAACACUGGUGAACCUCUGGCGACCAAUCAGUUCGACAUCGAAAUCCCGGGCGGCGGGGUGGGCAUCUACCCCUACGGCUGUUACAAGCAAUGGGGCGCCGAUCCAGAGAGUGGCUGGGGUGAACAAUACGGAGGAGUUGCUACACGAGAGGAGUGCUCCCAAUUGCCUGAAGACUUGCGCGAAGGGUGCACCUGGCGUUGGGACUACAUGGAGGGCGUUGCCAACCCUGCCGUCACUUUCUACCAGGUGCAGUGUCCACAAGAGCUGCUGAAUAUUGCAAAAUGUGUGCGCGACGACGAAUAAACAAACCUAGUUUUUUGCCCAAAAAAUAAAUGAUUGCCAUUUGAA